GUCUUGGCAGUCUGUUUACUGGGGGAAAGGUGACGAGAAGUGCUACAUACACCACGAGAUGGACAACAUAACAGUACUGUCGCCUUCUUCCGCAGUGUAGAUAAUAUCCGCAACAUAAUUUUUAUUUUGCAUGGAAGACAUAUCGGAAUUCGCAAAAUACUAAGGUAAAUUUGCUUGUCAUGUUUGUGGGAUUAAGAAACCGCGCUUCGGUCGGACUGCAAACUGAAUCUGACCAAAAUUGCCUUCAGAAAGUAUUCAUACCUCUUAAUUUAUUCCACAUUUUGUUGUGUUGCAGCCUGAAUGUUUUAAAUAUUCUCACCCAUCUACACACACAAUACCCCAAUGACAAAGUGAAAGUGUUUUUAUAAUUCUUUGCAGAUUUAUUGAAAAUGAAAUACAGACCUAAUUUACAUAAGUAUUCACCCCCAUGGCAGUAUCAGCUUUGCACAUCUGGAUUUGGGUAUUUUCUCCCAUUCAUCCUUGCAGAAUUUCUCAAACUAGAUUGGGAGUGGCUUUGAGCAGCAAUUUCAGUCUUUCCACAGAUUUUCAAUGGGAUUAAAGUCUGGGAUUUGGCUGGCCCCUCAAGGACUUUAACAUUCUUGUUCUGAAGCCAUUCCAGCAUUGCUUUGGCUGUAUGUUUGGGGUCAUUGUCCUGUUGGAACGUAAAUCUUCGCCCCAGUCUAAGGUAGUUUGCACUCUGAAGCAGGUUCUCGUCAAGGAUUUGGCUCCAUUCAUUGUUCAAUCUGUCUUCACCAGUCUCUCGGUCCCUGCCGCUGAAAAGCAUUCCCAUAGCAUGAUGCUGCCACCACAAUGCUUCACAGUAGGGAUGAUGUUAGACGGGUGAUGAGCUAGCUGUGCCUGGUUCUCCAGACAUAGCGCUUUGCAAUCAGGCCAAAGAGUUACAUUUUUAUCUCAUCAGACUAGAGAAUAGUUUGAUCUAUGCUCUGUCUUUUACAUGCCUUUUUGCAAACUCCAGGCCUGCUGUCAUGUGCCUUUUUUAAUCAGGAGUGGCUUCAGUCUGGCCACUCUCCCAUAAAGCCCAGAUUGGUGAAGUGUUGUAGAGACUCUUGUGCUUUCUGGCAGGUUCUCCCAUCUCAGCCAAGGAACUCUAGUUCUGUCAGUUGUCAUUCUUGCCUGGUUGCUUAGUUUGGUCGAACGGUCAGUUUAGGCAGAGUCUGGGUAGUUCCAAAUGUUUUCCAUUUCCCAAUGAUGGAGACCACUGUGCUCUUGGAAACUUUCAACACUCUAGAAAUAGUUUUAUACCCUUCCCCAGAUAUAUGCCUCAUCACAAUUCUAUCUCGGAGAUGUACAGACAGUUCCUUGGACUUCAUGGUAUAGUUUCUACUCUGACAUGCACUGUCAACUGUGGGACCUUAUAUAAACCGGUGUGUUUCUUUCUAAAUCAGGUCCAAACAAUUGAAAUGGCCACAGGUGGACUCAAGGAUGAGCAAAGGAAAUUGGAUGCACCUGAGGUGAUUUGGAGUGUCAUAGCAAAGGGGUGUGAAUACUUACUUAAAUUAGAUUUCUGUAUUCCUUUUUCAAUAAAUUUGCAAAUUCUAAAAACAUGUUUUCACUUUGUCAUUAUGGGGUAUUGUGUGUGUGUGUGUGUGUGUAAAUGGGUAAAACAUAUUUAAUCCAUUUUGAAUUUAGGCUGUAACAAAAUGUGGAAUAAGUUAAGGGGUAUGAAUACUUUCUGAAGGGUGAAAGCAAUACAAGAGCCUGUUAGUGUACUUGUUUCUGCAGAAAGCAGAACUGGCUAGCUAACUAUGUUUGAUCAUAUGGUUAUGUAGCCAGAUUAUUUAUAUCAAAUAACAUUUUAUUGGUCACAUACACAUAUUUAGCAGAUGUUAUUGCGGGUGUAGCGGAAUGCUUGUGUUCCUAGCUCCGACAGUGCAGUAGUAUCUAACAAUACACACAUCUAAAAGUAAAGAAAUGGAAUUAAGAAAUAUAUAAAUAUUAGGACGAGCAAUGUCGGAGUGGCAUUGACUAAAUACAGUAGAAUAAAAUACAGUAUAUAGAUAUGAGAUGAGUAAAUCAGUAUGUAAACAUUAUUAAAGUGACUAGUGUUCCAUUAUUUAAAGUGGCCAGUGAUUCCAUGUCUAUGUAUAUAGGGCAGCAGCCUCUAAGGUGCAGGGUUGAGUAACCGAGUGGUAGCCAGCUAGUGAUGGCUAUUUAACAGUCUCAUGACCUUGAGAUAGAAGCUGUUUUUCAUUCUCUCGGUCCCAGCUUUGAUGCACCUGUACUGACCUCGCCUUCUGGAUGAUAGCGGGGUAAACAGGCCGUGGCUCGGGUGGUUCCUGUGACAUCGGGUGCUGUAGGUGUCCUGGAGGGCAGGCAGUGUGCCCCAAGCUGAUGCGUUGGGCAGACCGUACCAUCCUCUUGAGAGCCCUGCGGUUGCGGGCGGUGCAGUUGCCGUACCAGGUGGUGAUACAGCCCGACAGGAAGCUCUCAAUUGUGCAUCUGUAAAAGUUUGAGGGUCUUAGGGGCCAAGCCGAAUUUCUUCCACCUCCUGAGGUUGAAGAGGCGCAGUUGCGCCUUCUUCACCACACUGUCUGUGUGGGUAGACCAUUUCAGAUUGUCAGUGAUGUGCACGCCAAGGAACUUGAAGCUUUCCACCGUCUCCACUGCGGUCUCGUCGAUGUGGAUGGGGGCGUGCUCCCUCUGCUGUUUCCUGAAGUCCACGAUCAGCUCCUUCGUUUUGUUGACGUUGAAGGAGAGGUUAUUUUCCUGGCCCCACUCUGCCAGGGCCCUCACCUCCUCCCUGUAGGCUGUCUCAUCAUUGUUGGUAAUCAGGCCUACUACUGUUGUGUUGUCUGCAAACUUGAUGAUUGAGUUGGAGGCGUGUGUGGCCACGCAGUCAUGGGUGAGUAGGGAGUACAUGAGGGGGCUGAGCACGCACCCUUGUGGGGCCCCUGUGUUGAGGAUCAGCGAAGUAGAAGUGUUUCCUACCUUCACCACCUUGGGGCGGCCUGUCAGGAAGUCCAGGACCCAGUUGCACAGGGCGGGGUUCAGACCCAGGGCCCAAGCUUAAUGAUGAGGUUGGAGGGUACUAUGGUGUUGAAGGCUGAGCUAUAGUCAAUGAACAGCAUUCUGACGUAGGUAUUCCUCUUGUCCAGAUGGGAUAGGGCAGUGUGCAGUGCAAUGGCGAUUGCAUCGUCUGUGGCUCUAUUGGGGCGAUAAGCAAAUUGAAGUGGGUCUAGGGUGUCAGGUAAGAGAGAGGUGAUAUGAUCCUUAACUAGCCUCUCAAAGCACUUAAUGAUGACAGAAGUGGGUGCUACGGAGCGAUAGUCAUUUAGUUCAGUUACCUUUUGCUUUCUUGGGUACAGGAACAAUGGUGGACAUCUUUGAAGCAAGUGGGGACAGCGGACUGGGAUAGGGAGAAAUUGAAUAUGUAUGUAAACACUCCAGCCAGCUGGUCUGCACAUGUUCUGAGGACGGGGCUAGGGAUGCCGUCUGGGCCGGCAGCCUUGCGAGGAUUAAUAUGCUUAAAUGUCUUACUCACGUCGGCCACGGAGAACGAGAGCCCACAGUAUUCUACAAUGUAAAGAAUAGUAAAAAUAAAGAAAACCCUUCAAUGAGUAGGUGUGUCCAAACCUUUGACUGGUAGUGUGUGUAUGUGUAUCCAAACCUUUGACUGGUAGUGUGUGUAUGUGUGUAUAUAUAUAUAUAUAUAUAUAUAUAUAUACAGUGGGGAAAAAAAGUAUUUAGUCAGCCACCAAUUGUGCAAGUUCUCCCACUUAAAAAGAUGAGAGAGGCCUGUCAUUUUCAUCAUAGGUACACGUCAACUAUGACAGACAAAUUGAGAAAAAAAAAUCCAGAAAAUCACAUUGUAGGAUUUUUAAUGAAUUUAUUUGCAAAUUAUGGUGGAAAAUAAGUAUUUGGUCACCUACAAACAAGCAAGAUUGCUGGCUCUCACAGACCUGUAACUUCUUCUUUAAGAGGCUCCUCUGUCCUCCACUCGUUACCUGUAUUAAUGGCACCUGUUUGAACUUGUUAUCAGUAUAAAAGACACCUGUCCACAACCUCAAACAGUCACACUCCAAACUCCACUAUGGUCAAGACCAAAGAGCUGUCAAAGGACACCAGAAACAAAAUUGUAGACCUGCACCAGGCUGGGAAGACUGAAUCUUCAAUAGGUAAGCAGCUUGGUUUGAAGAAAUCAACUGUGGGAGCAAUUAUUAGGAAAUGGAAGACAUACAAGACCACUGAUAAUCUCCCUCGAUCUGGGGCUCCACGCAAGAUCUCACCCCGUGGGGUCAAAAUGAUCACAAGAACGGUGAGCAAAAAUCCCAGAACCACAUGGGGGGACCUAGUGAAUGACCUGCAGAGAGCUGGGACCAAAGUAACAAAGCCUAUCAUCAGUAACACACUACUCCGCCAGGGACUCAAAUCCUGCAUUGCCAGACGUGUCCCCCUGCUUAAGCCAGUACAUGUCCAGGCCCGUCUGAAGUUUGCUAGAGUGCAUUUGGAUGAUCCAGAAGAGGAUUGGGAGAAUGUCAUAUGGUCAGAUGAAACCAAAAUAUAACUUUUUGGUAAAAACUCAACUCAUCGUGUUUGGAGGACAAAGAAUGCUGAGUUGCAUCCAAAGAACACCAUACCUACUGUGAAGCAUGGGGGUGGAAACUUCAUGCUUUGGGGCUGUUUUUCUGCAAAGGGACCAGGACGACUGAUCCGUGUAAAGGAAAGAAUGAAUGGGGCCAUGUAUCGUGAGAUUUUGAGUGAAAACCUCCUUCCAUCAGCAAGGGCAUUGAAGAUGAAACGUGGCUGGGUCUUUUAGCAUGACAAUGAUCCCAAACACACCUCCCGGGCAACGAAGGAGUGGCUUCGUAAGAAGCAUUUCAAGGUCCUGGAGUGGCCUAGCCAGUCUCCAGAUCUCAACCCCAUAGAAAAUCUUUGGAGGGAGUUGAAAGUCCGUGUUGCCCAGCGACAGCCCCAAAACAUCACUGCUCUAGAGGAGAUCUGCAUGGAGGAAUGGGCCAAAAUACCAGCAACAGUGUGUGAAAACCUUGUGAAGACUUACAGAAAACGUUUGACCUGUGUCAUUGCCAACAAGGGGUAUAUAACAAAGUAUUGAGAAACUUUUGUUAUUGACCAAAUACUUAUUUUCCACCAUAAUUUGCAAAUAAAUUCAUAAAAAAUCCUACAAUGUGAUUUUCUGGAAUUUAUUUUCUCAUUUUGUCUGUCAUAGUUGACAUGUACCUAUGAUGAAAAUUACAGGCCUCUCUCAUCUUUUUAAGUGGGAGAACUUGCACAAUUGGUGGCUGACUAAAUACUUUUUUUCCCCACUGUAUGUAUACAGUUGAAGUCGGAAGUUUACAUACACUUAGGUUGGAGUCAUUAAAACUCGUUUUUCAACCACUCCACAAAUUUCUUGUUAACAAACUAUCGUUUUGGCAAGUCGGUUAGGACAUCUACUUUGUGCAUGACACAAGUAAUUUUUCCAACAAUUGUUUACAGACAGAUUAUUUCAUUUAUAAUUCACUUUAUCACAAUUCCAGUGGGUCAGAAGUUUACAUACACUAAGUUGACUGUGCCUUUAAACAGCUUGGAAAAUUCCAGAAAAUGAUGUCAUGGCUUUAGAAGCUUCUGAUAGGCUAAUUGACAUCAUUUGAGUGAAUUGGAGGUGUACCUGUGGAUGUAUUUCAAGGCCUACCUUCAAACUCAGUGCCUCUUUGCUUGACAUCAUGGGAAAAUCAAAAGAAAUCAGCCAAGACCUCAGAAAAAGAAUUGUAGACCUCCACAAGUCUGGUUCAUCCUUGGGAGCAAUUUCCAAAUGCCUGAAGUUACCACGUUCAUCUGUACAAACAAUAGUACGCAAGUACAACCACCAUGGGACCACACAGCCAUCAUACCGCUCAGGAAGGAGACGCGUUUUGUCUCCUAGAGAUGAACGUACUUUGGUGCAAAAAGUGCAAAUCAAUCCCAUAACAACAGCAAAAGACCUUGGAAAGAUGCUGGAGGAAACAGGUACAAAAGUAUCUAUAUCCACAGUAAAACGAGUCCUAUAUCGACAUAACCUGAAAGGCCGCUCAGCAAGGAAGAAGCCACUGCUCCAAAACCGCCAUAAAAAAUCCAGACUACGGUUUGCAACUGCACAUGGGGACAAAGAUCGUACUUUUUGGAGAAAUGUCCUCUGGUCUAAUGAAACAAAAAUAGAACUGUUUGGCCAUAAUGACCAUCGUUAUGUUUGGAGGAAAAAGGGGUUGCUUGCAAGCCGAAGAACACCAUCCCAACCGUGAAGCAUGGCGGUGGCAGCAUCAUGCUGUGAGGGUGCUUUGCUGCAGGAGGGACUGGUGCACUUCACAAAAUAGAUGGCAUCAUGAGGAAGGAAAAUUAUGUGGAUAUAUUGAAGCAACAUCUCAAGACAUCAGUCAGGAAGUUAAAGCUUGGUCGCAAAUGGGUCUUUCAAAUGGACAAUGACCCCAAGCAUACUUGCAAAGUUGUGACAAAAUGGCUUAAGGACAACAAAGUCAAGGUAUUGGAGUGGCCAUCACAAAGCCCUGAAAUAAAUAAUUCUCUCUACUAUUAUUCUGAGAUUUCACAUUCUUAAAAUAAAGUGGUGUUCCUAACUGACCUAAGACAGGGAAUUUUUACUAGGAUUAAAUGUCAGGAAUUGUGAAAAACUGAGUUUAAAUGUAUUUGGCUAAGGUGUAUGUAAACUUCCGACUUCAACUAUAUAUAUAUAUAUAUAUAUAUACACAACGAGCAAAGUGAUCAUGCAGUUUUUAUGUGGCUAUGAAAGUGAACUGUGUUUGCGUGUGAUCAGGGGUGUAUUCAUUCCGCCGAUUCUGUGGAAAAAAAUAAUAAUCUUAAACGGAAGAAAACGGAACGAAACGGGGAUAAACAAAUUCCUGAGUUUGUUCAAUAAAAACUCUCAUUUGCAACUGUUGGACUAAUGAUUACGCCCUAGAUCAGUUAAAUGCAGGCAAGAGUUAGCAAGGCAGUAUUGAAUGUGUCACUGUCUGUCACCUUGAUUACUCAAUUCUCUCGACCUGUGCACCUACGUUGUAAACUUUCAUUCAUAGGCUAGGUUGUAGCAACCUCAUGAUGGGUACAGGAAAAAUGUGAGUAUCAUGUAGUAGCCCAAACCUUUCAAUGUUACAUUGAGCUGGGUCUGAACACCUCCCUCUGCAACUGGAUCCUGGACUUCCUGAUCCCACACAUGGUUUUACGCACAGAUUUGUGCCUACACAUUGAUAAAUGAGGCCCCAGGUGUUUUGAUGCUGUAGGUCACCACAUGGCUAACCAGGUGUUUUGGUGCUGUAUGUGACAACAUGGCCAACCAGGUGUUUUGGUGCUGUAUGUGACAACAUGGCUAACCAGGUGUUUUGGUGCUGUAGGUGACAACAUGGCCAACCAGGUGUUUUGGUGCUGUAUGUGACAACAUGGCUAACCAGGUGUUUUGGUGCUGUAGGUGACACCAUGGCCAACCAGGUGUUUUGGUGCUGUAUGUGACAACAUGGCUAACCAGGUGUUUUGGUGCUGUAUGUGACAACAUGGCUAACCAGGUGUUUUGGUGCUGUAGAUGACAACAUGGCCAACCAGGUGUUUUGGUGCUGUAUGUGACAACAUGGCCAACCAGGUGUUUUGGUGCUGUAUGUGACAACAUGGUUAACCAGGUGUUUUGGUGCUGUAUGUGACAACAUGGCUAACCAGGUGUUUUGGUGCUGUAGGUGACAACAUGGCCAACCAGGUGUUUUGGUGCUGUAGGUGACCACAUGGCCCACCAGGUGUUUUGGUGCUGUAUGUGACAACAUGGCUAACCUGGUGUUUUGGUGCUGUAGGUGACAACAUGGCCAACCAGGUGUUUUGGUGCUGUAGGUGACACCAUGGCCAACCAGGUAUUUUGGUGCUGUAUGUGACAACAUGGCCAACCAGGUGUUUUGGUGCUGUAUGUGACAACAUGGCUAACCUGGUGUUUUGGUGCUGUAGGUGACAACAUGGCCAACCAGGUGUUUUGGUGCUGUAUGUGACAACAUGGCCAACCAGGUGUUUUGGUGCUGUAUGUGACAACAUGGCCAACCAGGUGUUUUGGUGCUGUAUGUGACAACAUGGCUAACCAGGUGUUUUGGUGCUGUAGGUGACAUGGCCAACCAGGUGUUUUGGUGCUGUAUGUGACAACAUGGCUAACCAGGUGUUUUGGUGCUGUAGGUGACAUGGCCAACCAGGUGUUUUGGUGCUGUAUGUGACAACAUGGCUAACCAGGUGUUUUGGUGCUGUAGGUGACAUGGCCAACCAGGUGUUUUGGUGCUGUAUGUGACAACAUGGCUAACCAGGUGUUUUGGUGCUGUAUGUGACAACAUGGCUAACCAGGUGUUUUGGUGCUGUAGGUGACAACAUGGCCAACCAGGUGUUUUGGUGCUGUAUGUGACAACAUGGCUAACCAGGUGUUUUGGUGCUGUAUGUGACAACAUGGCUAACCAGGUGUUUUGGUGCUGUAGGUGACAUGGCCAACCAGGUGUCAGAGUCCCCCGCUGAGCAGACAUUUCAGUACCAGCAUAGACUGCCUCCUCUCCCUGUACCGUCUCUAGAGGGUAGCCUCGCCAAGUACCUGGAUGCAGGUGAGAUGCCAGCUGCAUGUGUGAACGAGAAGCUCCGUUAGCAUGGACCCUGAACCAUGUGUGUUUGUCGAGUAACUGAAAUGUCUGUGUGUAUGUUCCAGUGCGGCCGUUUGCUACAGAGGAGGAGUACCAGGUGACUGCGGCCAUAUUGAAGAGGUUUGGAGAGGGCAUCGGCAAAGACCUGCACCAAAAACUACUGCAGAGAGCCAGGACACACAGGAACUGGGUACACACACUCAACACACACACACACACAACACACUGCACAGCUAGAACCUGGGAGAACUGGGCACACACCAUGCUCGACCCUGAGCAACUGCAAAAGGGAAACUUUGAGUGUUUUUAAAUACUAGUCAUUACGGUGUUCCCCUGCAGUGUUUCAUCUUUAUUGUUUGUGUGUUGACCCCCAGUUGGAGGAGUGGUGGCUGGAUGCAGCCUAUCUGGAAUUGCGUUACCCCUCCCAGUUGAAUGUGAACUUCGGAGGUCCUGCACCCUACCUAGAGCACUGCUGGCCCCCUACAGAGGGAGUACAGCUACAGAGGACCAGCGUAAGCAUGUGGCACACUCUACAGUACUGGGACCUGCUCCGCACGUAAGACACACACACACACACCUACGUACGUUCAGUACACACACUCUCUGACUGUGUUAUCUCCGACAGGGAGAGGCUGGACCCUCAUAAGAAUGGUAUUGUGGCGUUGGAUAUGGACCAGUUCAGAAUGCUGUUCUGUACAUGCAAAGUUCCUGGAGUCACCAAGGAUACCAUCAUCAACUACUUUAAGACAGGUAGGUAACCCCCCCCCCCCCCCCCCCCACACACACACACACACCCCUAUGCAAUAUGAUGCCAGAAUGUAUUUCCUUUUUUAAUGCGUUUGAGCCAAUCAGUUGUGUUGUGACAAGGUAGGAGUGGUAUACAGAAGAUAGCCCUAUUUGGUAAAAGACCAAGUCAAUAUUAUGGCAAGAACAGCUCAAAUAAGCAAAGAGAAACGACAGUCCAUCAUUACUUUAAGACAUGAAGGUCAGUCAAUUCCAAAAUGUCAAGAACUUUGAAAGUUUCUUCAUGUGCAGUCCCAAAAUCAUCAAGCGCUAUGAUGAAACUGGCUCUCAUGAGGACCGCCACAGGAAAGGAAAACCCAGAGUUACCUCUGCUGCAGAGGAUAAGUUCAUUAGAGUUAACUGCACCUCCGAUUGCAGUCCAAAUAAAUGCUUCACAGAGUUCAAGACACAUCUCAACAUCAACUGUUCAGAGGAGACUGCGUGAAUCAGGCCUUCACGGUGGAAUUGCUGCAAAGAAACCACUACUAAAGGACACCAAUAAGAAGAAGAGACUUGCUUGGGUCAAGAAACAUGAGCAAUGGACAUUAGACCGAUGGAAAUCUGUCCUUUGAUCUGAUGAGUCCAAAUUUGAGAUUUUUGGUUCCAACUGCUGUGUCUUUGUGAGACACAGAGUAGGUGAAUGGAUGAUCUCCGCAUGUGUGGUUCCCACGUGAAGCAUGGAGGAGUAGGUGUGAUGGUGUGGGGGUGCUUUAUUUAGAAUUCAAGGCACACUUAACUAACUUACCUAAAACAGGGAACUUUUACUAGGAUUAAAUGUCAGGAAUUGUGAAAAACUGAGUUUAAAUGUAUUUGGCUAAGGUGUAUGUAAACUUCCGACUUCAACUGUAUGUGUGUGUGUGUGUGUGUGUGUGUGUGUGUGUGUGUGUACUGAUUAAUUUUGUGUGUAUAUUUAUUGAUGUGUUUUUUCUGUGGGUUGUAGAGAGCGAGGGUCCAUGCCCCUCCCAUGUGGUGGUGAUGUGUAAGGGCCGUUUCUUCUCAUUUGAUGCAGUGUGUGACGGUCAUAUUCUUACCCCUCCAGAGCUGCUCAGGUAUGCUGGCCGGUGGAUAUUUAGGUAUAUUUGUGUGCAUCUGCAUAUAUUUGCAUGUAUUUAUAUGCCUUUUUGUGUGUGUGUGCGGCCGGUGCGUGUGUAGGCAGCUGACCAAUGUGAAGCAGUGUUGUGAGGGGGAGCCAGCGGGAGAUGGAGUCGCCGCUCUCACCUCAGAGGAGAGGACACGCUGGGCUAAGGUGUGUGUGUGAAGUUGGAUGUAUAGAACGGACAUCACCAUGCCAUAAAACGUCUCUCUCUCUCUCUCUCUCUCUCUCUCUCUCUCUCGUCUGACUCUCUCUCGUCCGUCUUUCUCUCUCUCUCUCUCUCUCUCGUCUCUCUCUCUCUCUCUCUGUCUGUCUCUCUCUCUCCUCUCUGUCUGUCUCUUCUCGUAAAUCUCUAUAUCUCUCUCUAUCUAUCUCUCGUCUGUCUCUCUCUACGUCCGUUCUCUCUCUCAGUUCUCUCUCUCUCUCUCUUCUUCGUCUUUCUCUUCUCUCUACUCGUCUUCUCUCUCUCUCUAGUCUCUUCUCUCGUCUCUCUCUUUCUCUCUUCUCUCUAUCUCUCUCUCUCUCUCCUUUCUCUCUUCUCUCUCUCUCUCUCUUUCUCUCUCGUCUGUCUCUCAUCUCAUCGACCUCUCUCCUCUCUCUUCUCUCUCUCGUCUGUCUCUCUCUCUCUCUCUCGUCUCUUCUUUCUAUCUCUCUCUCCUCUCUCUCUCUCUCUCUCGUCCUAUCUCUCUCUCUUCGUCUGUCUCUGUCUCUCUCUCGUCCGUCUCUCUCUCGUCGUCUCUCUGUCUCGUCUCUCUCUUCUCUCUCUCUCUCGUCUGUCUCUCUCUCUCUGCUCUAUCCACUAACUCUCUAGCGACUCUAUUCAGUCUCUGUCUCUCUCUGUCUCUCUGUAGGCCAGGGAGUAUCUGAUAGGUAUAGAUCCAGCCAAUAAGACCCUCUUAGAGACCAUCCAGAGCAGUCUGUUUGUGGUCUCACUGGACGAUGCUAAACCCUACGCUACUGCAGAGAACUACACACCGGUACGUACAAACACACACACACAACCUCUCACACACUGUAGACGUACAUUUGCAAUAGCAAGUUGACUUUGUAAAGGUAAAAGAGCAGACUGGAGUCCAGGAUGCGGUCAAAGUAAAAUGCAAAGGAUAGUAGCACCAGAGGCUAAAAAGCAAACUUUCAGUUAAACAAUGAGAGCAGUGAGACUUUUGCCGCUUUGUGAUGUUGUCCGGUACAGAGUGAGAUCUUUUUAAGUUAUGUGUAAGCAAUUAAGCAGGUUACACGUGUUUUGAUUGUUUUGAUUGUAAGUAAAGAUAUGUGAGGAUAUGACAUCUGGGUCGUAGUCUUGUAUCCCGGUCGGCCCCUACAACACACACACACACACCACAGGCAACCAUACCAUCCUAAGUGUGGUAUAAUAUGACCUUUGGUCUUUGCCCCCAGGUGUCCCUGGAGGUGCUGAUAGGAGACCCCACCAUCCGCUGGGGAGACAAAUCCUACAACUCCAUCUCCUUCGCCGACGGAACCUUCGGAUCCAACUGUGACGUGAGUUACUGUGUGUGUUUGUGUUUGUGUUGAGAGAGAGAGAGAGGUUUGAGAUAACAAUACUCCUCUGUUGGCAGUAAUGUAAUGAUGUUUUGUUGUGAGCGUGCUUCUAUCUAUGGUAAUUGCUGCUUUGUGUGUGUGUUGCAGCAUGCCCCAUUUGAAGGCAUGGUUCUGGUAACUCAGUGUUACUAUGUGGAUCAGCAGCUCAAAGCUACAGAAGGCAAGUGGAAGGUAAAUACAGUUUAUAUUGAACUUAUUCUCUGACAGUGACUGAGGAUCUUGUUUGUCCUUAAUUCCAAGUUCCUUACUUUCACUGUAAGCAAACAGUAUCUUUUUAUUGUGUGUAUCUGUGUAGGGCUCUGAGACAGUGCGGCCUAUGCCUCUUCCUGAAGAGUUGGUCUUCACUGUUGAUGACAGAGUCAGGAGUGACAUUGCACAUGCCAAGCAACAGUACUUUGAGACUGUGAGUCCACAAACACACACACACACACAUCUUCCAUUCAUUUCUCUGCUUCCCCCUGGUGGUCAGAUUAGACCACCGCAGGUGUUGUGUUGAUUGCGCACAAACAGAAGUCUGCGCAGGACUGUCUUCUUGUCCGACUCCCAUCCGCUCCCUCAAGAACUGGUCCCGAACACGCCUACAGUCCCCAAUGUUAUUUUAAGUGUAUGUUAUGCAAUUCUGCCACCCUAGGCAAUUCUGCCACCCUAGGCAAUUCUGCCACCCUAGGCAAGAUCAAAAUGUGCAAAACAUUGCCUAAGAAACAGGUUAGUGAAUAGUCUGACAAAGAGGAGCUUUUAAACAGAAAGACAACCAUUCGAAAUAAUCUGUGGGUCCCCCAAAAAAAAUCAUCCCAAAGUUGUUUGUCUGACCGCCAGCAGCAUGAGAAAUGCAGACCGUGAAUUCUCUGUCUGGGCCGCAGCUGUCUAACACACACCCUCACAAGUCCUUACACUCCCCACCUCACACACACAACUGUAAUCUGUGUGUGAUAUCUGGUUUGACAGACCUGUGUGUGAUAUCUGGUUUGACAGACCUGUGUGUGAUAUCUGGUUUGACAGACCUGUGUGUGAUAUCUGGUUUGACAGACCUGUGUGUGAUAUCUGGUUUGACAGACCUGUGUGUGAUAUCUGGUUUGACAGACCUGUGUGUGAUAUCUGGUUUGACAGACCUGUGUGUGAUAUCUGGUUUGACAGACCUGUGUGUGAUACCUGGUUUGACAGACCUGUGUGUGAUACCUGGUUUGACAGACCUGUGUGUGAUACCUGGUUUGACAGACCUGUGUGUGAUACCUGGUUUGACAGACCUGUGUGUGAUACCUGGUUUGACAGACCUGUGUGUGAUAUCUGGUUUGACAGACCUGUGUGUGAUAUCUGGUUUGACAGACCUGUGUGUGAUAUCUGGUUUGACAGACCUGUGUGUGAUAUCUGGUUUGACAGACCUGUGUGUGAUAUCUGGUUUGACAGACCUGUGUGUGUGUCUCCAGACCCAGGACUUGCAGGUGGUGUGUUAUGCCUUCACCUCGUUUGGGAAAGCAGCUAUCAAACAGAGGAAGCUCCACCCAGACACCUUCAUACAACUGGCCCUUCAACUGGCUUAUUACAGACAGCAUGGGAGGUAACACCACCCAUCAUCCAUCCAAUUCAUCCAUCCAUCACACACCCAACAUCCACCCACCCAUCCAUUCAUCCAUCCUUCCCCCCCAAUAUUCUCUCCAUAACUGAUGAUUGAUGAUUGAUGAUAAUCCCCCGUCCCAGGUCAGGUAGUUGCUAUGAGACAGCGAUGACCAGAAGGUUCUACCACGGCAGGACUGAGACCAUGAGGCCCUGUACCCUGGAAGCUCAGAACUGGUGCCGCAUCAUGCUCAACCCUGCAGCCAGCGUAAGUGUGAGAGUUUGUGUGUCCAAUAAACCAGUUAGUUCUUCAUUCAUUGUCAUGCCAUACAUGUAAAUCUGGCGACCAGGCUACUCACACUCUGACUUUCUGUGUGUCUCCCAGGCUGAGGCUAAGAGGAAAGCCCUGCUGCUGGCCUUCAACAAGCACAACAAACUGAUGGCCGAGGCACAGAACGGAAAAGGUUUUGACAGACAUCUCCUGGGCCUGUACCUGAUCGCCAAGGAGGAGGGACUUCCUAUGCCAGACCUUUUCAUUGAUCCACUGUAUUCCAAGAGGUUUGUGUGUGUGUGUGUGUGUGUGUGUGUGUGUGUUUAUGGUGUGUGUAAUGUGUGUGUGUUCUCUCUCCAGUGGCGGGGGCGGUAACUUUACCCUGUCCACCAGUCUGGCUGGCUACACCACAGUUCAUGGGGUGGGCGCUCCCAUGGUGCACAAUGGCUAUGGGUUCUUCUACUGCAUCAGAGAUGACAGGUGGGCUAACACACCCAAACACACACACAAGACCUGGACAAUGAUUAUCGUGGACUUGUUUGACAUUUUAUUGCAUUGUUAGGAGCUAGUAACAAAAGCAUAUCACUGCACCCGCUAUUACAUCUGCUAAACUUUGAUUCAAUUUGAUUUUGAACAGUUGUUAUUUCUGCUAUUUGGUCUAACAUGUAGUUAGUAGAAUUUGUAGUUUGUCGUUAGUACAUCUGUCCUCUCUAUGAUGGCCUGAUUGUGUUAACCUCUUGAAGCUUCUGGUGUCUGACUUGUACAUCCUGUUUCAGGAUCGUGGCUUCCUGUUCGGCGUGGAAGUCCAGUCCAGAGACGGAUGCAGAGACACUGUUCCAGAACCUGGUUACCUCCCUACAUGAGAUGCUACAUCUGGCUACCACAGCUCAGCUG
This is a messenger RNA of Coregonus sp. 'balchen', 14749 nucleotides long. Lineage: Eukaryota; Metazoa; Chordata; Actinopteri; Salmoniformes; Salmonidae. The record is from the annotation of a GenBank genome assembly.